Nematolebias whitei (Rio pearlfish) is the source of this 5436-nucleotide messenger RNA. RefSeq names its product polycystic kidney disease protein 1-like 2. The record is from RefSeq and is a predicted model, not a curated record. Gene Ontology annotation, biological process: detection of mechanical stimulus; kidney development. Gene Ontology annotation, cellular component: membrane. NCBI's taxonomy places the organism in Eukaryota, Metazoa, Chordata, Actinopteri, Cyprinodontiformes, Rivulidae. The transcript is spliced from 34 exons. Gene Ontology annotation, molecular function: calcium channel activity; protein binding. The coding region runs from base 1 to 5436 and encodes 1811 amino acids.
AUGUCUCCACUUCGAGGUCCUUGUCUGCCAGUUGAAAAACAUGAAAAAAGUCCCAUUGAGCUUCAUAUGGACCAUCGGCCACGUGCGUCUGCUCGGAGUCCUAUGUGGGCCGGCUACCAGCUCUCAAGAUUCAUCGAUGGUUCUGGAAGUCUAAUUCUGCUCUGGUUCUGGUCCGAUUCGGUUUGUAUUUUGGAGAAGAUUUCCGGACUUCGAGCCACCAUCCUGAAAGAGCGUGACGACUGUUCAGGCUCUCCGUGCAUCACUCUUGGUGUUUUGUUUGAUCGGGGAGAACCUGUGCAGUUACACUUCACCCUGACCGGAGACGAUGGCUCGUUCUAUGAAACCAGAAAAAUGAACAGAAGGAGGGAGAUUUUUCACAUCAGACACCCACUUCAAGCGAGCUGUGGUGACUGCAAAAACAUACAACCAAACUCAGUAUAUACCAUUCAAUCACAAUGCCUUCCGAAUCCAUUUAACUUUGACAAGUACGACGUGACGGUGAAAGUAGCUGAACUGGACCAGGGUACACAAUCCAUUUGUGUCACCCUCACUCCACCGUUAGACACAGACAAUAAUGUAAGACUCACUUGCACUGAUGGCUGUGAUCAACCAAACCAAAACAAGGAUCCAAAUAUUGUAUUGAAUUGCAAUGAUUGCUCAAACAUUGUGUGGUACAUAGAGGACAUAAGAGAUGAGGACCACUGGGAUAAAAAUACAAAGGAUUGCUACAAAGAGGCACAGAAAAUUCCUCUAACUGAAAAAGAAGACCAUAAAUCUAGUUAUAAAGUGAAAAAACAAGACAUUUCAAAUGCCAAAACACCGAAUGUUACUGUUGUAGUAAUCUAUACCAGACAAAACGUUCUGUAUUACAAAACCUACAAAAUAAAAACAUCAUAUUCAGGUACACCAGACCGAACCACCAAACCACCACAUGUCGCUUCAAGUGCACCACAUUCUACCACCAAACCACCACAAGUCGACACCACCAAAGAUGAUUCCGACCCUUCAGGUGGUACCACCAAGACACCAUCUAGCAACACUGGUGCCACCACCAGCCACGCUGUUACUUCUGCCACUACGCGUGCUGACACGACAACUUCCAAGUUAACCACCAGGAAAUCUGAAGACCUCACGUGCACAAUAUCACCAAACAGCGGAACAGCUUUAGAUGCUUUUAAGAUAAGCUGCUCUACCAAAUCUCCUUGUUUUCACUGUUGGUAUUGUUUUAGAGCUAAGGGCAAGCGCCUGCUCUGCAGUAAAGACAGUGAAGUAAAAGCUGUAUACCUUCCUCGUGGAGACAGCAGUUCAAACUACAACCUGCUCAUAACAGCUACUGCAAAAAACGUUCACAAUUCUUUUAGCACCACUCUAACUGCACAGGUUAUGGAUUUCACAACAAACUCAGUGGAUGCUCUCAGUACGGCUGUAGCGAACAUUGUGGAUCAGCUAAGAAAAGAAGGUCUUCUCUCUGGAGAAUUGGUUGGAGAAAUCGUCAACAACGUGGCCCAAAAACUGAACGAUCAAUCUGAUGAAUCAAGUAAAGAAGAUAAGCAAAAGCUCAGAGAGCAGAUACUGCGCACUUUGAUUGACACAAUAAAUGAAUUUCCAACCAGCACCCCAACAGAAACCCAAGUUGUAGCCAGCGGACUCUCUUCUCUAAUCAUGCAAGGCGAUGAACUCAGUUUGGAUGCUCAGAUUUCUGCAUCCAAUUUGUUCGCAAACCUCAGCUUAUCUAUCGUGCACAUGAAUGUGAGCUCAGCUGAUGAUAAGGAAGAAAUAGUCAUUGCAGCCAGCACCAUUGUGAAAGGAGUGAGCGACAUCCUGGAGUAUUCUUCCAAUAAAGAAAUCUCUGAUGCUCUUCUUGAUACUCUAACAAAUACACAGAGCGCACUGUUGAACAUAAUGGAUACUAACGAGGGACCAACAAUAAUUAUACAACCCCACAUUAGUUUAUACGUCAAUAGACUGACACCAGAGAGUUUACACUCUGCAUUUACAAGUUUUUCCAACAGUUCUUAUCCCUCAUUUAGUCUGCCACAAUUGCCUUUGAGUCUAUUUCCUUCAGGAGAACCAGUGGGUGUUCGAAUGCUGAGUUUAGAUAAAAACCCAUUUUCCUGGAAUGGGAGAGGCAAUAUCAGUGGACUAAUAGGCGCUCUGUCGCUCACAACACAAGACGGAUCCGGUAUCCCCGUGGAGAACUUAAGUGAAGAUAUCGAGAUUCUGUUGCCAAGACCCAAUGGAGAGCAAGUGAACACCUCUGUUUUGGAUCUGGGGAACUACAGCACAACAGCCAUAGAUAUCCCUUCAGCUGACAGUACCCUACUUUUAAAGAUGGUGCCUUCAGUGGAUCCUUUACCCUUCAAGUUGUUCCUCGGUUAUAAGAGUUACCCCACAGAGACAAAUUAUGUAGCGAUGACAGAAAUGCCUCAAAAGGGAACAACACUUGAGGAGCGAUACACAUGGAUUCUCAAUCCCACAAAUUUAAAAGGAAAUUCUGGAAUCCAUUAUCUUGUGGUGAGGCCUAUUGUGGGUCCAGGAAUAAAAUCUAUCAAUGCCACUUUAUCAAUUACCCCCAUCACAUCUUCGUGCAAAUUUUGGAAUGAAACACGACUGGACUGGAGCGAUUAUGGUUGCAAAGUUGGUGUGAAUUCCACACAAUUGCUCACCCAGUGCUUCUGCAACCACCUCACGUUUUUUGGGAGCUCUUUCUUUGUGACUCCCAAUCUCGUCGACCCGUCACGCACCGCUGAGCUUUUUGCAACCUUUGCUGAGAAUCCUGUCGUAGUGUGCUUUGUCGGCGCGCUCUUCGUGACCUACCUGCUUGUGGUUGUGUGGGCACGCAGAAAAGACAUUCAAGACACGGUCAAGGUAAAGGGGACAGUGCUUGAGGACAAUGACCCUAUCGACAGUUAUCGCUAUAUGUUAUGUGUCUGCACUGGACAUCGUAUAGGAGCCGCCACUUCUUCUCAGGUUAUUGUCACUCUUCUGGGUGAACAAGGAAACAGUAAGCCCCACCACCUGACUGACCCAAAGAAGCCUCUGUUUGAGAGGGGUGCCGUGGAUUUGUUUCUGCUAACUACACCCUACUCUUUGGGGGAGCUGGAGGGAAUCAGACUAUGGCACAACAACUCAGGAAGUCACCCUGCUUGGUUUGUUGGCAAUAUUGUGGUCCAGGAUUUACAAACUGAACAGAAAUGGUAUUUCUUGUGCAAUUCCUGGCUUGCGAUAGACAUGGGUGAUUGCUGCCUCGAUAAACUCUUUCCUGUUUCAACAGAAACGGAGCUGAAGAAAUUCAGUAAUUUGUUCUUCAUGAAGACGGUAAAGGAUUUCAAUGAUGGGCACCUCUGGUACUCUGUGAUUAAUCGACCACCAAGCAGCACCUUUACUUGUGUACAGAGGGUGUCUUGCUGUUUCUCCCUGCUGCUCUGCACCAUGCUGACCAGCAUCAUGUUCUAUGGGAUCCCCACAGACCCCUCUGAUCAGGUCAUGGACUUGGGUCACUUUCAAUUUACCUGGCAGCAGUUUAUGAUUGGAGUCCAGAGUUCCCUCAUUAUGUUUCCAAUAAACAUCCUCAUAGUUAGCAUCUUCAGAAACACUCGUCCUCGGGAGACGCCUUGUUGUCAGAGUAAAACAAAGAAAACAAAAAGCCUUGAACAUGAGAACACUUUACAGACCGUUUCCUUGCAGGCGGCUACAAACUCUAAUGGAAAAACCAGUUUAGACAAUAUUAUAAAGGAUAUCACUAGAAUAGUCCAUUCACUUUCUGAGACAGCAAAACGCAACAUCCCCUUCACAGAGUCUGAGUUUGGAUCUGGAAAAGGAACUGAUAUCAAUGGAGUUCUGUCUGAGGUAGAAGACUUCCUCUAUCAGAAUUACAAAACCAGUGACGACAUCCACUCAAAAUCACAAGUUCAGCUACCAGGGGAGGGAAUUCAAAAGAAAAGCAACAAAAUUCAGCAUCUGUACGGGCAAAUGUGUCACCUUGAAAAGGAGCUGACUCUUCUGGACCCCUCCUGCUUCUCCAAACCAGAGAGCGUCAGUCGGGCUCUGCAGCGAGUCCAGAGCAUGAAGAGCUUCCUUGAAGAUUAUCUCUCAAUAACCAGCCAUGCAAACCAAACUGAACAUGACAAGUCCAGGCCAGCAGAUAAGUCUUUUGGAGACAAUGGUCAGAAAAAGAGAGUGCGCCAACAUGGAGUGCUACCCUGGUGGUUUGUCUUUGUUGGCUGGCUGUUAGUGAUUGCAGCCAGUUUCAUAUCUGGGUAUUUUACAAUGCUUUAUGGGUUGAAGUUUGGAAAAGAACGCUCCAUAAGUUGGUUGGUAUCCAUGAUAGUUUCCUUCUUUCAGAGUCUUCUCUUCAUUCAGCCACUGAAGGUGGUAGGUCUUGCUGUCUUCUUUGCAUUGGUAAUAAAGAAAGUUGAUGAGGAAGACUUUCAAGAUGUGACUUUUGAAAAAGUUGAAAGACGUCCAGGUGAAAACAGCCAAACAACGAACAGAUGGGCUGACUGUUUGUACGAGCCACCUCCACCUGCAGAUAUUGAGAAAAUGAAAAGGAACAAGAUCAUGGAACAGAAGGCGUUUGCGCUCCUCACUGAGAUCCUUAUCUACUUGGGCUUCAUGUGGAUGUUGCUGCUGGUUGCUUAUAGCCAAAGAGAUCCAAAUGCAUUUUACCUGAAUCAACACAUUAGGGAUAGCUUCACUGGAAAUAUCCCAGACACCGUGAGCAUUCAGGAUGUUUUCACAUGGGCCGGCACCUCUCUGUUCCAAAACCUGUUCGGAAAAUAUCCAGUUGCAGCCCAAUUUGCCAGUUUUUAUGAGACGGCUACAGCUGACCUGGUGCUUCAGUAUUUGAUCGCCUUCCUGGUCCUUCUGUCCACCGUCAAACUGUGGCACCUUCUCAGGCUGAACCCCAAAAUGAACCUGAUCACCACUGCUCUGCAUCGAGCCUGGCGUGACAUCGCUAAUUUUCUUGUGAUCAUUGUGAUCAUGUUAGUGGCGUUCUCCAUCGCAAGCAACCUGAUUUACGGUUGGAAGCUUUACUCCUACAAAACCUUCAAAGAUUCUCUCAUGACCAUCAUUAGUUUGCAGAUAGGCAUCUUUAACUAUGACGAGGUCUUGGACAGUGAACCCGUUCUUGGUGGCUUACUCUUUGGUUCCUGUAUUAUCUUCAUGUCGUUCAUGGUUCUCAAUCUCCUCAUUUCUGUGAUUCUCAAAGCACUAAACGAGGAGAAAAUUCACCACAAGCCUUCAGAAGAGGAUGAGAUUGUCGACCUCCUGCUGAACAAAAUCUGCAACUUAUUUGGCGUCAACAAUAAAAGCAAAAAGGACUCCACGGGGCUGGAUGUGAGUGGCAGCAGUGGCUUGGCUCUCAAUAACAGCAGAGAUUUACUCAUCGCCUCCUCAGCUGAUGUCAACAUUUAUCACAAAUCUGAAAAGUGA